AUGACUACCGAUGAUGAUACAAAACCAUUAUGGCAAUAUGUUACAAAAAAUGAGAGAUUGAAUGAAGGAAGGGGGAAUAUUUCUUGGCAAUGUAAUUUUUGUCAAGAAAAUAAAAAAGGUUCUUAUACAAGAGUUAGAGCACAUCUACUCAAAUUAAGUGGAUUUGGGAUUGGAAUAUGUAAAAAAAUCACCCAUAAAGAUCUUGCUGAAAUGCAAAAAUUAGAAGAUGAAGCUAAGACGCGUAUUGCAAGGAAUGCACCUAAACAAGUUCCUUUACCACCUUCACGGCAUAUACAAACUAAAUCUCAAUCUUUUGGAACUGGAAGUGGAAAUAUGGUGGGUAGCUAUUCAAAUUCUUAUUCAACAAUGGAACAAAAGAAAAGGAAAGGAAAUGUUAGUGCACUAGAGAAAUCAUUUAACUUGGCAAUUCGUGAUCAAGUAGAUUCAGAGAUAGCUAGAAUGUUUUGUUCUUCAGGUUUGUCUUUUCACUUGGCUAGAAAUCCACAUUAUGUCAAUGCAUUUUCUUUGGUUACAAAUAAUGCUUUGUCGGGUUAUAUAACUCCAGAGUAUAAUAAAUUGAGUACGAUUCUUCUCCAAAAAGAAAAAACAAAUAUAGAGAGAUUGUUGCAAUCUGUGAAAAGUACAUGGUCUCAAAAGGGGGUAAGUAUUGCCAGUGAUGGAUGGAGCGAUUCGCAGAGGAGACCAUUGAUUAACUUUAUGGAAAUUACAGAAGGAGGACCAAUGUUUCUUAAAGCUGUAGAUUGCUCAGGUGAGACUAAAGAUAAAUACUUCAUAGCAAAUUUGAUGAAAGAAGUUAUAAAUGAGGUGGGACAUGAGAAUGUGAUUCAAAUAAUAACUGACAAUGCUGCAAAUUGUAAGGGUGCAGGACAAAUUAUUGAAUCACAGUUCCCCAGCAUAGUUUGGACACCUUGUGUAGUUCAUACCCUCAACCUUGCUUUGAAGAACAUUUGUGCUGCAAGAAAUAUUAAUAGUAAUCAACAUGUAUUUGCAGAGUUUAGUUGGAUUUCUGAAAUUUCUAAUGAUGUUAUGUUUGUCAAGCACUUUAUUAUGAACCAUUCCAUGAGGCUUGCUAUGUUCAAUGAGUUUGUGUCUUUAAAGUUACUUGCAGUAGCAGAAACACGAUUUUCAUCUACCAUCAUUAUACUUAGAAGAUUUAAACUCAUUAAGGGUGGCUUGCAAACAGUGGUUAUCAGUAAUAAAUGGGGAUGCUACAGAGAAGAUGAUAUGGUGAAAGCAAGAAGUGUAAAGAAGUUAGUACUUAAUGAUAUUUGGUGGGAUAAGAUUGAUUAUAUUCUUUUUUUUACCACUACUAUUUAUGAUAUGAUCAGAGAUUGUGAUACGGACAAACCUUGCCUCCAUUUGGUAUAUGAUAUAUGGGACACCAUGAUUGAAAAAGUGAAGGUGGCCAUCUAUAAACAUGAAGGAAAGCAUCCAGAUGAAUCAUCAUCAUUUUAUGGAGUGGUGCAUCAAAUUUUGAUUGACCGUUGGAAUAAAAAUAAUACUCCUCUCCAUUGUUUGGCACAUUCUUUAAAUCCAAGGUAUUCUAAGACAUCCUAG
Molecule: messenger RNA, 1578 nt
Organism: Benincasa hispida (wax gourd)
Lineage: Eukaryota; Viridiplantae; Streptophyta; Magnoliopsida; Cucurbitales; Cucurbitaceae
Source: RefSeq, a predicted model, not a curated record